GGAAUGCUUCUACGUCACGAUGCGGAAGUGUAGUGUCGCUCAGCUGAAUGUCAGACUUUCUUACUCUAUUCUACUAAAUAAUAUGAAUUAAAUCCACUCUUAAAACCAACAGUUACAGUUGAUUAGAUGUCCAUCUUCCGGUUUGGCUCACAGACGAGUUUGCCGUUUUGUGUGAGUUCUUUAUGCAUUUUGAAUCUAAGGACUCUGGAGCUUCACUCUACAACAUGAUGGGGAUUAAGUACAAUAUGAGGCUUCCUGUUGCAGCUGCUGCAAUAUUUGUAGCUCUUCCUUACAGUAUCUCGCUUAUCGCCCAGUGGUUCUAUGGAUGGCCUGAUAAACCCGGGUACAAAAAAUACACAGAGGCUCUUAAACCCUGGCGAAUCUACCGAGUGACGAGGGCAGUGCUGGAAAUGAUGAAGUAUCUGCAGUACAGCAAGUUAUACUUCCAGUGGAAAGUGUGGUACAAGAAAACCAGUAGUCAGCACUGUGUGAAAGACAUUCCCUUUGGUCACAGUGGUAACAAAUUAGACUUGUACCAUUCUCCAAGAUUGGGCCAGUCAGAAACAGAGCUUGUCCCAGUAGUAGUGUUUGUCUAUGGAGGAGCCUGGGGCUCAGGAGAGAGAUCCAUGUACUGUCUACUUGCUCUACAAAUGGCUAAAGAACUUAAUGCUUCAGUGAUUUGUCCUGAUUAUUCCAUUUAUCCAAAGGGGAACGUAUCAAAAAUGGUUCAGGACAUAAGUGACAGUCUGAUGUGGGUGAGAGAGAAUGGACAUUCUUUCGGUCUUGACAAAGAUAAUAUUGUGUUAAUCGGCCACUCGGCAGGAGCUCAUCUGUGCAUACUGACCACAGUGUUUCUACUGGAAGGUGCAGAGUCGCUGUUCAUCGAGCCAAACAAACAGAAAGAAAUGAUCAACUCGAUUAAAGGCAUCAUAGGUUUGAGUGGCGUGUACAAUAUAACAGACCAUUACGAACACGAGAAGACGCGAGCCGUCGAAUACAUCUCCGCCAUGCACAAAGCCAUGGACGGAACAGAGAACUUUGACUACUAUUCGCCUACAGCUCGAAUCAGGAAGCUGAAUAAGGACCAGAUAGACAGACUUCCUCCAGUAGGAUUAAUCCAUGGCACUAAUGACAUCAUAGUUCCCGUGGAGUCGUCAGUACGACUCUGUGAGCUCCUCACUUCACUCUCCGUCACUGCCACCCUGUAUGUGCUGCCAAACAUGAACCACAGUGAGGUGGUUACAGAUCUAAUGGCACCAGGCAGACACUUUUAUGAUACUGUAUUUAGCUGCAUCAAACAGGAGUACCGAAAAUGUAUCGGAUCGACGUAAUCGAACUUUUUGUGCCCUCAUGCUUUUGUGUUUGCACAUGCUAUUAUUAUUAUUAUUAUUAUUAUUAUUAAUAAACACAAUAAUAAUAAUAAUGACAAUAAUGUUUGUUCUGUUAUAAUUAUAUUUUUUAUUUUUAAAAGAAUGUGAAUUUUUUCUUUCAUAUAUAUAAAUGAUUGAGCAUUUCUUUGUCUUAAUGCAGAGCCAUGUGUCAUGUUUACAGACUAUCGUGUAGAACUAGUUUUUUAAUGUUUAAUGUGCCUAGAGAUUAUAUUUUGUUAAGAAUAUUAUGUAAAUAUUAAGUAGGAGACUUAAACGUUUUAAAAAAUAUUUUAAUAUAUAAUUAUAUUUUAAAAUAAAAAUGUACAACGUAGACUAGUUACAUAACCCCAACACAUUAAAAUAUUUUAUGUUUUAUAAUAUAUAUUUGCUGUUGUAUAGUUACAAAAGGUAUGCCAUAUAUAUUAUGAUUUCAAUGUUUUAAAAUGGUAAAGUAAAAGUGCUUUUAAUAAAUACUACAAUGGUUGGGUUUGUGUAGUCUAGUGACAAAUGAAAAAAAGUUACAUAUAAAAUAAAAAAAAGUUCAAUACAAAGGAUAGAAUGUCAUUUUGAAUCAAAUAAAAAUGUAUAUGCAUUAA
This is a messenger RNA of Silurus meridionalis, 1966 nucleotides long. RefSeq lists its product as uncharacterized. The record is from RefSeq and is a predicted model, not a curated record. Lineage: Eukaryota; Metazoa; Chordata; Actinopteri; Siluriformes; Siluridae. The transcript is spliced from 9 exons. The coding region runs from base 183 to 1331 and encodes 382 amino acids.